Messenger RNA from Platichthys flesus (European flounder), 3185 nucleotides. It is a transcript of the gene rnf215, whose product is annotated as ring finger protein 215. Bases 202 to 1275 code for a protein of 357 amino acids. Lineage: Eukaryota; Metazoa; Chordata; Actinopteri; Pleuronectiformes; Pleuronectidae. Gene Ontology annotation, biological process: ubiquitin-dependent protein catabolic process. The record is from RefSeq and is a predicted model, not a curated record. Gene Ontology annotation, molecular function: ubiquitin protein ligase activity. The transcript has 10 exons.
UAACAUUAUCUCAUUAUUUUCGUUGAUAUACAUAACACCCCUCAUUUCCGGUGGGACCCGGAAGUCGCCUGGGCUUGUUUACAUUCUCAUAGGAAGAAGAUAAACGUCACCAGCUUCCGCUCAAUAACAACAAUGACUGACACGUUGGGUUUCUGUGUUUAUUGACCUUUCCUCCGUGUCUCCUCCGUGUCUCCUCGGACCAUGGCUCCUUCCCUCCGCCGCCGCUGCUGCUGCUGCCUCUUGGUGACGCUGCCGCUGCUCGGGCAGCUGCUGGCGGCGGAGCUGCUCGCCCAGGUGGAGGUUUUCCUGGAGCAGCGGCCCGGGGUCAGCGCGCUGCUCCAGGGGGAGGUGGUGGAGCCGAGCGGCGGCAGCAGGAGCUCCGAGCCACGGGAGGAGCUGGACGCGGAGCUGCUCCUGGUUCAAGAUGAGGAGGCGCAGCUGAGCGGGGGGAAACCGGAGGAAGACGUUAGCGAGCAGGAGCCGUGGAUCGGGGUGGUGCCCGUGGAGAUGGACGACAGCAAAGCCUCCACUGGGAACCAGGAGUCCUUCGCUGAUGGGAUGGUGAAUAAAAUGAAGCGAGCGUUGGUCCUCGGAGCUUCAGCGCUGAUCAUUCUGGCUCUGAACCAGAACACCGUCAGUGAGAUGGAUCUUUCUCAGGUUCUGUCGAAGCCCAUCAUCGUGAUCCAGACGUCUGAAAAUGUCACUAAGCUGAUCGGAGCUCUGCUCAGGGGCCUUCAGGCGACGGCAAAAAUCACGUACAAGUCGAUCCUGCAGGACAACCUGGGCGCCACGCUCACGCUGUGGUCCAGCUGCGGUCGGUCGAGAGGCGGGCGCUACGGGGAGUGGCAGGGGGUCAUCUGCACGGGAGAGACCAACUCUCAGGUCCAGAAGUACCUGCAGCAGCUGUGGGACACUGUCCUCCUGGUGGCGCUGAUCCUCAGCACCGGAGUCAUCGUUCAUGCCCGGUGGCAAUACCAGGACCCCCAGCUCAACGACGACCUGGAGCUGUUUCCCAAACAGGACGUUCUGAAGAGGAUGUCGUCUCUGAAGACCAAAACGUACCGUCAGCCCAAACCCUGGUGUGACCCUUCGCAGCCGCUGGAGACGGACAACUGCGCCGUGUGUCUGGAGCCGUUCAACAACAACCAGUGUCUGCGUGUGUUGCCGUGUUCCCACGAGUACCACAGAGAGUGUGUGGAUCCCUGGCUGCUGCUGCAACACACGUGUCCUCUGUGCAAACGCAGCAUCCUCAGCAGCGUCUGCAAAGACAGUUAACGGUGGCCUCACCUCCACCAGCAUCGCCACAGCAGCAGGGAAUCGACCCCACGUCCCCGAUGACUCACCUGUAGCUGUUUUUUAUUUUUACUGACCUCGCCGCUUCCUCCUUCCAGCAAUGAAUUGUGGGAGCAAAUCUUUAUGGCAGCUGCCUGGCUGGUGGGACUGUGAAGCAGCGGGUCACAGACUAACAAUGGAAGUAUUAACACAAUACUAUGAAGUACUGUAGAAUAGGGCCUGGGCUAUUAACUGGAAAUGGGGGGAAGAAGGAAAGUGUGUAGUAAUCGUGAUAUUGAUUUGAAGUCACACAGCCCAGCCCUACUGUAGAAGUACUGUUGUGAAUGAACAGUUCUUCUCCCUGGGAUCAUGUUACUGUACGACUGUGGAAACAUUAGUUUGACACAAACACAAAACUUCGUCUGAGACACAAAACAUUCAGUCCGUUUAUUCCUGAACGUUUACUCGUCACAAGUCGACAUAUGAUUUAUUUCCAAAUGACGUCAAUGACCAACUUACUCAACUUAAUCAAGUGGACUAAAGCAUUUUAAGAGUAACUGUCGCCCUCUAGUGUCUGAACCUAUUCCUGUUAGAUAUGAGUGGUAGCGGAUCUGUAGUCAGACGUGAGAAAGUGUUUGCACUCGUCUGUGAUUUGCCUUAUUGCACAGACACACCUCCUGACCUGUUGGAAUCCUGAUGUUUGCUCCAGCAGCUCGUUCAGCUGCGUCACACGCUGGUGGAGACGUAGAAGACGUAGUUUGACUCCGAUGCUUCUUCAACCUCUUUGUAUUAUGUUUAUGUAAAACUUCAUCUCGACCAGAACCCGACAAAUAUGAACCUGUUACAGACACGUCAGUGUUGGUUUACUGACAUGAAACUUGUUGUUGAAAUGUGAAUUUGUUUAGUUCCAUAUUUUUGGUAGCAUUUUAGUUUUCUUUAUAUUUAUAUUUAUUUAAGUCUUAGUAUUAAGCCUCAGUUACAGUUCUUUGUGUUUGAUAACAUCUUAUAAAUCAUUGCCAAUUAUUUUAAAAUUAUUUAUAUUUACUUUUCAUCCUUGAUAUCGGCAUCAGCCCCGAACAUAUUAAUAUUUGUUGGGCUCUAAUUUGAACUAUAAACACAACAUCUGUUCUACACCAGUUUAACUAACACUCCGUGGUACUGUGCAGGGGCGGUUGUGUAAAGAAAAGCCUGAAUUCAGAUUUUAUUUUCCAUUUACAAAUGAAACAAGCAAAUGUUGAACUAUUGGACGAUUUAUGGAAACUAUUUAUUCACAAUUUUGCAGCUCAACACAAAUCGUUUAUUUGCCAAAGGUGAUUGAAGGAAGAAGAUAAAUCACUGAUGAUCAUUUCAGGCCAAACUCUGAAUCGUCCCCUUCAUGUUCUUCUUCUAAAAGCAACAACCUGAAUGUUUCUGCUCCUCAUGAAAGACGAGUCAAAGUCCGCAGAUGUUGAAAACAUAGUAUUAUCGUAUUUAUUUUUGUUAUUUUUGCAACGUUAACGACAAAAAGCAAAUAACAUGUGCUUUCUUUGUUAGAAAAUGCAAACUGAUAGAUCCGUUCUCGUGGUAGAAAAUAGUCUGUGCAUGGCGGCGUGCCAGGGGGCGCCACUGAGCAGCGCGUGCUUCCAAACACAAACACAGCAGCAUCGUCACCAGGCGCUCUGAGAGACGUGUGGUUGGGUGAAGGCUGGUGUGCAGGGACACUCGAUGUCCAGACCAUAAUCACCAGGUCAGUGAUUGUUCUUCCAGCUACAGACACAACUUUAGUCUCUGUGAAACCCUGAAUGUCUCGUCCUUUGUUACUUUCCUAUGUCGUCUUCAUGAGGAUGAUGUCAAAGAAACUUCUCUCAAUCACGAUGGAUCUUAACAAUAAACUGAUUUGUUACUUGGCAAAAAUAAAGAUCUCAUUCUUUGUC